AUGGCAGAAUCUUCCUCGCAAAAAUCCACAUCAAAAUCAUCAUCUCGUUCCAGGUCUCCUCCUAAACCUCGAAGUACCAGCCCAUAUAAAAAAACUAAAUGCCUUUUACACUCAACUGCCCAAUUUUCUAGUCAAAUAAGUAAUAGUUUAAUUGGGAAAGAGUCAUCACAUUGGUCAUUUUCCAAAGCAGACAGAUUUAAACCACCACCAAAAUUCACAGGUGCCGAAUAUGCAAAUAUUCAGUCUCAUAUUGGUAAAUCAAGAACUACCACAUUUGGCUAUGGAAAACGGUGGCAGCCUUCAAAUCCAAAAGGAAAAGACUCGCCAUCUCCUAAUAAAUAUAGGCUGCCCAGCUGUUUUGACAACUGUGACAAUGGAGCUAAAAUUUUUACUCCAGUGAGAAAUGAAUCUAGACGGUUAUCUACCCCUGGUCCAGGAAGUUAUGAUAUAAAAUCUUUUGUAGGGGAAUCUCCAUCAUACACUUUUAAAGGAAGGAAUAUUUUAAGGUCAAAUAUCGCGCAUCCGCCACCUGGGGCUUAUGAUCCUAAUCAUUCUUUAGUGGAAUCAGGAAGAUACACUGCAAUUGAAUUUGGACGAAAAAGUCCAACGAAACAUUCAAGUGGAGGGAUAACUCCUGGGCCAGGAACUUAUGAUUUUGGAUCUACGUUUGGAUCUGAUAGAUCUCCUUCUCCAGUAUAUAAAAGAAGUGGAAGAAGGACUUUUAGUCUUGAUUUUAGCAAUUUUUAUUAA
This is a messenger RNA of Blepharisma stoltei, 750 nucleotides long. The record is from the annotation of a GenBank genome assembly. Lineage: Eukaryota; Ciliophora; Heterotrichea; Heterotrichida; Blepharismidae.